Triticum aestivum (bread wheat) is the source of this 1680-nucleotide messenger RNA. RefSeq names its product TPR repeat-containing thioredoxin TDX. NCBI's taxonomy places the organism in Eukaryota, Viridiplantae, Streptophyta, Magnoliopsida, Poales, Poaceae. The record is from RefSeq and is a predicted model, not a curated record.
UUUAUUCGUCUCAACCCCCGAUCCAGUCUCAUCCCCGAUCCACUCGUCUCCUCUCACCACGAUGUCCGCCGCUUGCCACGCCGUGGACUGCCGGUUCCUCCCCGCCAGGAGCCCCGCCCCGCCCACCACAGUCCUUCGUCGCCGGAUGUGCCCUGCGCGAGCCCUUCGCCGCCGGAUGUGCGCCGCCAAGAGCUCCGCCCCGCGCCAGCCCUUCCUUGUCGGAUCCCCGUCCAGCGCGGCCAGCCCUCCGUCGCCGGGUGAUGUGAUGAGUAUCCACUCAUCUAAUCAACUAGAAGGAAUAUUCACAGCCAGGUCAAAACUGUCGAAGCUUUGUGAUUCUGUAUUUUACAGCGACAUGGUGUGGACCAUGUCGUUUUAUGGCCCUGUUUACAAUAGCUUAGCUGAACAGAAUCGGAAUGUCGUAUUCCUUAAACUGGACGUUGAUGAACUAGGCAGUUUUACGGAUAUCUCGCAAACACCGUAGAUUAUUACCUUUUGUAUAGCGUCGUGUGGAGUAGCAAACUUGGGUUCAGAACCUUUGUGUUGUGAAAAACUGUUAUAGUAGGAGAUUCAGACUUCGUAUUCAUUAUGACUUUUAACUGCCUUUACAUUCAGUUUGCACAUGUUUUGUAUUUGCAGUUAUGGCUUCCAUUUGAUGAUCACUCCGAUGCUGAGGCUCUAACUAUUGAGCGCACAAAUGCAUUCCAUGUUUCCCUUUGUAGGAGCAAUCCUUUUGCGUGCCCUAUUGGUUGAAAGGUACCAUUUUUCUCUGUUCUGUUAUUCUCUGUAGGAAUCUCAUGAUGAUGAUUGCCUUAGUUGUAAUUCAUGGUGCCAGAAUGCUUGAAGAAGCUUUUAUGAUCCCUGUUUUUAGUGUUUCAUAGUACUCCCUCCGUCCGAAAAUACUUGUCAUCAAAAUGGACAAAAAGGAAUGUAUCUAAAACUAAAAUACAUCUAGAUACAUCUCCUUUUAUUCAUUUUGAUGACAAGUAUUUCCGGACGGAGGGAGUAGUUGAUUGUGCUUCAUUUUGUAGUUAAUGACGCUGCACACACAGAUUUAUAUAAACUAUUUGGGUGUGUGUAAUUUGUUGAAAAGUUUGUUGAACUGAAAAUGGUCAAAUAAAGCAUGCCAGUGCAUGUACAUGUGUUUUAGAAAAAUUGUACUGAACCCCACCUUUCCGUUUUUCAUACCAAUUUUUCAACCUUCCAACUUAACAAAAUAACUUGCAAAAUUUUGUGGCUCAAAAAAAAAAAUUUACCAGGACCAUUUUAGAUUUGUAGACCAGAUGUGAAAGUAUACUGUUAUGAAAUUUUUGUUGGACAGGAGGGCGGUGGCGUUCGAGCGGACUGUGUCUACUGUGCACACGAGGAGGCGGCGGCGGCGAGUGCGGGCGAGUCAGGUCGUGUGGACGUAGGGAACUUGAUGGCCCUCUGAUUUGUAUUCUCCACCUGUGCCAUUUUGUUAAAACAGAAUUAUGUACGAGAUGUGUAAAUAAACUUACCGAGAAUGUUAGAUUUUAUUUCUAUUGCUAGGCCCUCACGUCCAACUGUCAGCUCCCAGUUCUUCUUACUCGUAAUAAGCAAAGGGCUAUGUCGUACAAUAGUCUCCUUCGUGCAUGAAGGCAUGUUAUCAAACAUUCGUGCAUGAUAAGGGUUGAUUCAUUGGAGAUCAAAUUGUUGGCA